AUGGAGGCCUCAAAGAAAAAAUAAGUAUUGGAUAAAAUUAAGGAGAAGGAGUAAUCAGUACUAUCUGUAAAGACAUAAUAAAAGGAGGAACAUGAAAGGAAGGUCUUGGAAGAGAAUCAAAAGAGAGAAUAUUAACUCUAGGAACUUAGGAAAUUUAAAGAGCAUUAGCUGCUUGAAAAGCAUUUGUAGUAAAAAUAGUUCGAUGAGCAAGAUAUGAAAUUCAAUAUAAAAAAAGAAGAGGAAAAGUAAUUGAAGCAGCAAGUAAUGUUUAUCAAGGAAAAUAUUAAUUUGAGAAAAAAAGAAGUGGUAAAUGAGAUAAAAGCACUGAGAAAUGACUUUAGGGUUGUUAAUACAAGUUAGAAUGACUAAAGUUUUACUAGGAAUCCCUUAUAAAUGUCAAUCAUUAGUGAGACAAUAUCUAGGGGAAGAGAGAUUAGAAACAAUUUAAUUAGGGAUAGUCCAAUGAAGAGACCUGGUUAGUUAAAAGAGAUAAUGACUCCAGAAAAGAGUUUAAGUUCUAUUGGUUAAAGAAAAAUCUAGCUCAAGAAAAAAAUAGAUUUUUUGCAACAGAAAACAAGCGACGUAGCUUCAUAUGAUGGAAAACUUAACAGAGUCAACUCAGACCUUUAGUCUGCUAAUGAGUAUGGCUAUUUACAUACCAAUAGGCAAUCAAAGAUAGGUUAAAGUAUGAAAGUAGAUAAGAUGGAUAGUAUUGUGAGUAAAUCUGACCUUGGUAAACAAGAUUCCAAGAAACAGAUCUCAGUCUCCAAUACUGUCAGGAAAAAGGAUACAAGUAGUGAAUAUGACAAGAUAUUUGCAACUUAUCUUACUCCUAAGGCAUUCAGUGAAUUCAAAAGUAAAAUGCAUAGUAGUAAAAAGAAGUCUAAGAAAUAAUAGAACCUGCAAAGCAUGAUUUUGCCUAGUCUUAGUCAAAAUAAUAAUGAUAGUGUUAAUGAAAAUCAGUCUAGUAUUAUACCCCUGAGGAACCAUGCUUAGAAAGAUUAUGGAAAUGAAAUCCUACAUCAAUCUAUUAUUGCAAGAAGAAAUGUAAAGUCUAUUGAAAAAGCAAUGGAUAUUGAGAGACAAGUUAGUAAUUUGAAUAUUAGUGUUUAGAUAACUUAGAAGAGUAAAAAACUUAGCAAUGAUUUGGAAUUAUAAGCCUAGCUUUGA
Molecule: messenger RNA, 1170 nt
Organism: Stylonychia lemnae
Lineage: Eukaryota; Ciliophora; Spirotrichea; Sporadotrichida; Oxytrichidae
Source: the annotation of a GenBank genome assembly